This is a messenger RNA of Ostertagia ostertagi, 267 nucleotides long. NCBI's taxonomy places the organism in Eukaryota, Metazoa, Nematoda, Chromadorea, Rhabditida, Trichostrongylidae. The record is from the annotation of a GenBank genome assembly.
AUGAGGACAUCGUUCAAACAUCAUCAGUUACGCACCAUGAAGCAGUACUUCAAUUUGAACCACAAUCCAGAUGCCAAAGAUCUUAAACAGCUCGCUCAAAAAACUGGACUGACCAAGCGGGUCUUACAGGUGUGGUUCCAAAAUGCCAGAGCGAAGUUUCGACGGUCAAUGCAUAACAGUGAUGGAUCGAGUAUUUCUCCUUUCCCCGUGGUAUCGUCAACUAGUCAGGAUGAGCAGGUACACGUCAUUGCCUUCAAUACUUCUCCG